CUCUUUCACACACACACACACACCUAAAAACACACACACACCACUCCUCACUCCUGGCAGAGGGAAGACAGGACCACAGAAGAUCUGUUGCACACCUUUACGAGCAGAUAAUCACCCAAUCAUCGCUUUUGCCAGGAUGUGGACACUUCUCUUGGGGGUCACCCUUGGAUUACUGACCUCGUCCAGGUCAGAGCUACAUCAAGUAAACUCCCGGAGCUGCAGCUAUGCUCGGGUUUUUCUGGUAGAAGGAGCAAGCCGUCACUCCCUGAGUCUUCCCGUGGCUCACGAGGUGUGUGCGCAGCUUAAGACCACUUUGGCGAGUCCAGAACAAGUGGAGGAGGCCUAUCUUAACAAUAUGGAAACCUGCAGGAAUGGCUGGAUGACCAAUGGCAGCAUCGCCAUCCUCAGACACUCGCACCAUGAAAACUGUGCAAAGAACACGACUGGGCUCAUUAUUAACUUACAUAUAAGCCCUGACAAUCUCUUCGAUGCCUACUGCUAUGAUGACAAAGUUGGGCCUGAGCUUAACUGUGAGGAAGCCUUUCGAUCAGGUUAGUACAAUAUGCACAUUCGCUCUC
Messenger RNA from Solea senegalensis (Senegalese sole), 578 nucleotides. It is a transcript of the gene cd44b, whose product is annotated as CD44 molecule (Indian blood group) b. Bases 137 to 556 code for a protein of 139 amino acids. Gene Ontology annotation, cellular component: basolateral plasma membrane; macrophage migration inhibitory factor receptor complex; plasma membrane. Lineage: Eukaryota; Metazoa; Chordata; Actinopteri; Pleuronectiformes; Soleidae. The transcript has 4 exons. Gene Ontology annotation, molecular function: cytokine receptor activity; hyaluronic acid binding. Gene Ontology annotation, biological process: positive regulation of ERK1 and ERK2 cascade; inflammatory response; cell adhesion. The record is from RefSeq and is a predicted model, not a curated record.